This is a messenger RNA of Neurospora tetraspora, 225 nucleotides long. RefSeq lists its product as uncharacterized. The record is from RefSeq and is a predicted model, not a curated record. The coding region runs from base 1 to 225 and encodes 74 amino acids. The transcript has 2 exons. NCBI's taxonomy places the organism in Eukaryota, Fungi, Ascomycota, Sordariomycetes, Sordariales, Sordariaceae.
AUGAGGCGAGCAAGAUUGAGAAAGCCUCCGGACCCGACAACGACGGCGAUAGCGACGGGCUUGCGCGCUCAACAGGCCAAGCGGUGCGAGAGUGAAAAGAUACCGAGAACACCGAACCCUGGGCAACCAAUGUUGCACCAGCUUCAGCUUGAAAGCCCACCAACGAACUUCUUCCAAUCUUCACGCAUCAACAAGGGCCUCUGUGAGUUGAAUUGCGCAACAUGA